AGCCGGAUAGGACGUAUUCAAAGCUGAAACGAGAGGCAACACUGAAUACCUUGCAGCUGCAAUAAUGCACAUUUCUGCUGAGGUCAGUUCGACCACCUCAAAUCAAAUACAGCAGCAGCAGCAGCAGCAUCAACAGCUUCACCAACAGUUACACCAACAACAACAGCAACAGCAGCAGCAGCAGCAACAGCAACACCAACAGCAAACGACUCCAACAGCAACAACCACAACGGGCAGCACCACGAAGCGGCGCAAUGCAGAGUCUUCCUCCAAUAAUAACAACAACAACAAUAGUACCACAAACAACAACAACAACAACAACAAUAAUAGCAGUAAUAAUAAUGCCAAGACAAAACCCGUGGAUACCAGUCCAUAUCUGACACCAGAGAAUCUCAUCGAGCGCACCGUCGACGUCCUGCUCGCCGAGCAUCCCGGCGAGCUGGUCAAGACGGGCUCACCCCAUGUGGUCUGCACCACAUUGCCCACGCAUUGGCGUUCAAACAAAACGCUGCCGAUUGCCUUCAAGGUGCUGGCCUUGGGCGAGGUCAUGGACGGCACCAUAGUCACCAUUCGGGCGGGCAACGAUGAGAAUUUCUGUGGUGAGCUGCGCAACUGUACGGCGGUCAUGAAGAAUCAGGUGGCCAAGUUCAAUGAUCUGCGAUUUGUGGGCAGGAGCGGCAGAGGCAAAAGCUUUACGCUGACAAUUGUCAUCUCAACGAAUCCCAUACAGAUAGCCACAUACACGAAGGCCAUCAAAGUGACCGUGGAUGGACCACGGGAGCCACGCUCCAAGGUGCGCCAUCAGGGCUUCCAUCCGUUUGCCUUUGGGCCGCAGCGCUUCGGACCGGAUCCACUUAUGGCCGGAUUGCCCUUCAAGUUGCCAGGUUUCGCCCAUCAUUUGGUGGGCAUGCACAGUCAUCUGCAUGCGCCCGACUGGCGCGCCCACAUGGCGCUGGGUGGACGUUCGGCGGGCUUUCCAGCAGGCCCAUUCUUUGGCCAUCAUGCAGCAUUUCCGGCAGCCAGCGGCUUGAGAGGAUUGAGCGAUGGCCAGCAGCAGCAGCAGCACCAGCAGCACCAGCAGCAACAGCAAUUGGCGACAGUGGGUGCGGCACAUAGCACCACCAGUCCGGAGGGAUCGCCCACCACAACGACCAGUGGCACGUUGAGUGCGUUUGUUCAGCCACCGAUCCACUGUCCGCUUGGCUCGCCGCGAUCCCCACCCACGAUGCUCACCUCGCUGCAGCACGACAAUAACAACAACAGCAGCAACAUCGAUGCGGGCUUCGAGAGCGACAGCAUUUCGGUGACGGGUUCGCCUCGGAAGAGCAUCAGCUCGCCGCUCACGCACGACGAAGAGGAAGCUGAAGCUGAAGCGGAGGCAGAGGCAGAAGCGGAACCAGACGGAGAGGCAGAAGCGGAAGCGGAAGCGGAACCGGGCACACAGCUGAGUGGCAGCGAUGCCAGAAGUCUGGGUACGAUCAGUGGACGAGUUGCCGGAUCACUCACCGAGAGCGCACCUGGUUCGGGUGGCGCAUUCACGGCGCUCAUUCAGCGCAGCAAGAAUCCAUCGGAGCUCUUUGGUGGCUUUGCGGCAGCGGGCGGCAAUCACUUUGCCCCAUCGCACAGCUUCAAUCCGGCCCUGGCCGCCCAGCUCUUCCUGCAGAGCCCGCUCCUGCCGCAGUCCAGCCAGUGGCUGUACACCCAGCUCUAUGGCAGCUACAGCGAUCUGCCCUGGCUAAGGAGCGCUGCAGCAGCGGCAGCGGCCAGUGCGGCACCUGCUCAGGCCCAGGCGCAGGCCCAAGCGCAGGCACAGUCCCAGCAGCAGCAGCAGCAGGACUCAGCGACUUCGUUGAUGAGUGGCGGCGGCGAUCAUGACGGUGUCAACCUGAUCAAGCGAUGUGUCACACUGAUCACGCACAAUCCACCGGAUGCGGAGAAUGCUAAUCCGAACGCCUCGCCGCCGGUCAGCUCCACACGCCGUUCGCCCUCGCCCGUGGAGACCAUCGACCUGGACGAUGUCAGCACCACAUCUCGCUCGGCCAGCGGUUCCGCUUCCGGUUCUGGGUCCAGUGGCGGCGGCGGCGGCGGCCCCAUAAGGACGCGCACACCCAAGCCGUCGGCGGAUGUGUGGCGCCCCUACUAGCGGCUGGCGGCCGCCUUGCUGGGCACUUGCCUGGCGGCGCAUGGACAGAGCGAGCACGGCAUCGAUGGGAAGAUCAGACCCAAGGCAAACGGAGAGAAAGAUUGAGAUUAUGAGAGACAGAGAGAACAGAGAGAUACAGAGAGAUAGAGAGAGAUAGAGAGAGAAUUGCGGUUGUGGUGUUGUGUGAAUAGUCGCCAUAUCGCAGCUGGCGAGGGUUGCUCCAUGGAAUUGUGCUGUUUGUGGAUUUCUAUAACUAUAUAAAUAUAUGCAAAAUUCAUGCCAUUUGUUAUUAAAAUGAUCUGUUCAAUGAGUGAAACAUAAUGCCAUAAGGUCCGACGAGAAAAUCGAUAUGCCGGCAAGAUCAUAAAGAUCAGCCAAGAACUCACUUCACAGUUCUAUGUAGCAAGAAAUCCAGUUUGAAUAGAAAUGUACCAGCGAGCGAAGGCAAUGAAAAUAUUAAAAACAUUUUUCAGCCGCAUUUAAACCAUAAAUAUUCAGGCAUCAAUUCAUUGAGCAACCCUCGCACUAUGUAAUGUUUUUUGUGUGUUAUUUUUUUGUUUUUUUUUUUGGUCAACCCCUAGUCUAAGC
Drosophila obscura is the source of this 2731-nucleotide messenger RNA. RefSeq lists its product as uncharacterized. Gene Ontology annotation, molecular function: DNA-binding transcription factor activity, RNA polymerase II-specific; ATP binding; RNA polymerase II cis-regulatory region sequence-specific DNA binding. The record is from RefSeq and is a predicted model, not a curated record. Bases 65 to 2143 code for a protein of 692 amino acids. Gene Ontology annotation, biological process: regulation of DNA-templated transcription. Gene Ontology annotation, cellular component: nucleus. The transcript is spliced from 5 exons. NCBI's taxonomy places the organism in Eukaryota, Metazoa, Arthropoda, Insecta, Diptera, Drosophilidae.